Molecule: messenger RNA, 666 nt
Organism: Penicillium brasilianum
Lineage: Eukaryota; Fungi; Ascomycota; Eurotiomycetes; Eurotiales; Aspergillaceae
Source: the annotation of a GenBank genome assembly
AUGCAUUUCACAACCACCCUCCUCCCUUUCCUCCUCUCAAGCCUCACACUGGCAACGACCAUCACAACCACCACCAGUCCCACCUCCACCAGCGCCGCCACCACCGGCUCAUCAACGGUUAUCAGCUACUUCGGCGCCAGCUACACCCUCUCCGACAUCCCAAUCCGCACCUCCACCAGCUACGCCGCCAGCGUAGUCUCCCUCAAUGCCCUGGCAACGACCUACGCGAUAAACUGUCUCCCCUCCGCCCCAACAACCGACUGCAGCAUCGCCUCCCCAUUGACUCUCAUUGCGGGCCCCAACACCUUCAGCUUCGUGGAGCCCUUCACCCUCUCCGUCGAGGCAUACGGCGUCACCGUUACCGAGAAGGGUACCGAGGACAUGGCGUGCUCGUUCACGCAUUCGUCCGAGUCCGCUACUUGUACUAUCAAGUAUGAUUUGACGGCUUCUGGGGCGGGGAAGACGACAUCGACCAGCGGUUCGACUAAGACGGGGAUUGCGACUGGGUUGGUGCAGUAUCAGGCUUUGACUGUUACGGGGGGCUUGGAGAAGUUUAAUGCCCCCUCUGCGACGCAGACUCCCACUGGUAAUGCGGCUGGGAAGAUGGCCAUGGUCACCGGUGUGCCGUUGGGUGCGGCGGCUGUUGCGGUUGCGGUUUUGUUGUAG